Molecule: messenger RNA, 516 nt
Organism: Dictyostelium purpureum
Lineage: Eukaryota; Evosea; Eumycetozoa; Dictyosteliales; Dictyosteliaceae
Exons: 1
Coding region: 1-516 (171 amino acids)
Source: RefSeq, a predicted model, not a curated record
AUGAAAAACAAUCAUAUAAUGAGUAUAAUAUUCAUUUUAAUAGCAAUAAUUUUAAAUGAUAAUAAUAAUUAUAAUAGAGUGGUUGGAUCCAUAUUAAGUACUGCUACAUCAACAUUAGAUUGUCAUGAUGUCUUUAUGGGUCAUUUUACAAGUGGAGUUGGUGUUAAUAAAAAUCUUCAAAUCACAGUUAUAAACCCUAAUGGGGUAGUAUCGAUCAGUAGAGAUUCAAUAUCCUAUAUUGAGAAUGGAAACUAUAUAACAAAUGUAAAAUUAUUUCCAACAAUAUUCUCAAAUAACGAACAUUGUAUUCGCAGUCAAUCACAACUUUUUAAUCCAUCUCAAAAGAAAAUAAGUUUUGGUGAUAGAAAUGGAAUCAUCAUUAAUCCAAAUGGGGUUGUCUCAUAUAAACCUAUAUGGAGUACAGUUGGCGAAUUCAAAUUUAAUAUAUCUUGUGAAAAGAAUCUAUAUUAUGGGGUGGAGCAAAAGGCACUUUAUUUCAAUUACAUUUACAAAUGA